Messenger RNA from Malaclemys terrapin pileata, 2140 nucleotides. It is a transcript of the gene BLOC1S2, whose product is annotated as biogenesis of lysosomal organelles complex 1 subunit 2. The coding region runs from base 70 to 501 and encodes 143 amino acids. Gene Ontology annotation, cellular component: gamma-tubulin complex; BORC complex; BLOC-1 complex. Gene Ontology annotation, biological process: endosomal transport; lysosome localization. The transcript has 5 exons. Gene Ontology annotation, molecular function: gamma-tubulin binding. The record is from RefSeq and is a predicted model, not a curated record. Lineage: Eukaryota; Metazoa; Chordata; Testudines; Emydidae.
CCACGCUUGGCGAGUUCGGGGGAACGCGGAAGCGGCCGGGAUUUGUCUAUCGGAGGGGGGCCUGUCGUCAUGGCAACCGCCGCCGCUGCCGAGGGUCCGCCGGAGGCCCGGGUGCAAGUAGCCAAACAGGAUCCUGCUGUGGAGACAGCGGAGGAAGCUAAGGAACCAGCAGAAGCAGAUAUCAAUGAGCUUUGUAAGAAUAUGUUUAACAAAAUGGCCACUUACUUAACAGGUGAACUGACAGCCACCAGUGAAGACUACAAACUCCUGGAAAACAUGAACAAGCUGACUAGCUUGAAAUAUCUGGAAAUGAAAGAUAUUGCUGUAAACAUUAGUCGAAACCUGAAGGACCUAAAUCAAAAAUAUGCUGGUCUUCAGCCGUAUCUCGAACAAAUCAACCUAAUCGAAGAGCAAGUGGCAGCUCUUGAGCAGGCAGCCUACAAGCUGGAUGCCUAUUCGAAAAAGCUUGAAGCAAAGUACAAAAAACUGGAGAAACGAUGAAAUUCUACAACAAAAAGGACGCUUUUUCCUAAGAUACGAGAAUUGGGUCAUGACUCAGAUUGACUUGUCAAAUUCCUAAGGUUUGAACUGCACCAAACAUACAAGCUGUUAUUCUGGAAGAGCCGUGUAGCCAGGGGGAUGCCUUGGCUAAGGACUUGAGUGUAGCAGACAUCAGACUAGUAAUGUUGCUGUGUGUCUAUUCCUUCUGAGGCUAGAAAACCUUCUCUUUUCUCAGAAGCCUGUUCUUUUACUGCCUCUAUUAUUGAGCUGUAGUCAAAAGCUGAAAUCUACUCUGAGCUCUUAUGAGUUGCCAUAAGAUAGUGUUCACAUUUAAUACUUCCUAAGCUCCAUAUGUCCUAUGGCCUUGUAGAAAAUUUCCUCCAUAGCCUACCACUAUAUUCUCCUCUACAGCUGUAGCACCUGAAAUUCCCCUUGUUCCACUGCUUCCUUUUCCGCACUUAGAGCCCUGUGUCUAGUAUAAAUAUUCUUUCCAUCUGAACUGUCUAAAGAUCUGUUUUCAGAGGUGUGAGCAUUGUUUUGGAUCCUCUUAAAUUUGUCUUGGUAUCCAGAUUUCCUGUUGAAAGGGGAAUAAUAGUUAUAGCUUUACAGUUAAACUUUUCUCUCUCGCAAAUGUCUUGAAACUAACUCAGAUUGUGUUUCUGAGAACUGGUUUCUCAUGCUUUAUGCAAGUUUAUCCUGUUAAAGUAGCUGAGAACAGAAGCAUCUAACAGUCAUUUUGAUUUAGAGAUCACAGGAGAAGAUGAUAUUUAAGACUAAUUCUGUACUUUAUUGAAAUUCUUUGGAAGUUGAUUAAAUUAAGCUAAGCUACAUUUGGAAAAAGGCACUUAUUCUGGAAUAAGUGCCAAUUUAUCCCAGAAUAACUCCAUGUGUAGACAAGCCUUAAAUAAAUGUGUAAUGGGCUAGAAAAGCUAAGAUCUUGCAUUAUGAAAACAAGUGGUGAUUCAUAAUCAGUUUCAUUGAGAUAUUUCCCAAUACUAGAAGAUUGUAUCUUGUCUAAAUGAGUUGUAUAGACCUCUCUGCAAGUUAUGGUACUUCUUAUUUGCCUUUUAGUUAUCUAAAAAGCAAACUUUCAAUGGAUGGGACACCAUUAAUAUUUAUGGUGUCACUGCUACAUAGUGUAGGUAUGAGAUAGGAACCAAAGACUCAUUAUCUGAAAAUAAGUGGUUACAUUUGUAACAAUGGGAUAUGAACAUUACAAGUAAAAGCCAGAUCUAUCAAUUCAUGAGUUUUAGUGAGGUGGUAUUGGAGGGCAGACUAAGCUUCAGGACAAAAAGAGAAUGCCCACACAGAAUCAAAAGAGGGGCUAACUAUAACAAACUUGUCUUUCUACUACAUUUAUCAAUUUCUUGUUGCACUUCUCCCUUUAGAAUAUUUGAUCCUUGGUCUUCUACAUGUACCCCAUUAAGGAGAAUUAAGUUGUAUUCAGUUUAUAACUAAUCGAAGGGUUGUGGACUUAGCACAAUCAGGUCUCAGGCUCUGGUGUGCUACCCUAAGAUGAUAUACUAGAAGAGCAUUUCCCCAAGCUUAGCUGAGUAUUUCCCAUAGGGAAAAAUGAGCAUUUCACUGUAGUUAUUACAGCUGGAUUUCUUUAUAUAUGAUAAAAAAGGUUGACACUUAA